Molecule: messenger RNA, 1995 nt
Organism: Salarias fasciatus (jewelled blenny)
Lineage: Eukaryota; Metazoa; Chordata; Actinopteri; Blenniiformes; Blenniidae
Product: glucose-induced degradation protein 4 homolog
Exons: 6
Coding region: 171-827 (218 amino acids)
Biological process (GO): protein catabolic process in the vacuole; proteasome-mediated ubiquitin-dependent protein catabolic process; negative regulation of gluconeogenesis
Cellular component (GO): GID complex
Source: RefSeq, a predicted model, not a curated record
UUGGUGGGAGCCUGUUGGUGCCAGGCAAACUGAACUGUAGCGGCAUAAAGUGGACUUUGGAUGUCGCCGGGGCCUCCUCAGCCCUCCUCCGCCGCUUCGUAGACACCGACAGAGUCCCCAGGCAGACGGCCACUGACUGCGGUGGGUGCCCAGCCAGCGAAGCGGGAGCCAUGCCUGUCCCCGCCGGAUGCCUCAGCGAGUCCCCCGCCGCGGCCUUCUCAUCCUCGGCCUCGCUUAUCCCGCCGCCGCCGAUAAACACGCAGCAGCCCGGCGUUGUCACUUCGCUUCUGUACAGCGGCUCCAAGUUCCGGGGCCACCAGAAAAGCAAAGGAAACUCGUACGACGUGGAGGUGGUGUUGCAGCAUGUGACGAUGGAGGAUUCCUAUUUGUGUGGCUACCUGAAGAUAAAAGGCCUGACAGAGGAAUAUCCCACUCUGACCACGUUCUUCGCGGGAGAGAUCAUCAGCCGGAAACGGCCUUUUCUCACCCGGAAGUGGGACGCUGACGAGGACGUGGACCGUAAACACUGGGGAAAGUUCCAGGCUUUUUACCAGUAUGCCAAGACCUUCAACUCGGACGACUUCGACUACGAGGAUCUGAAGAACUCGGAUUAUAUAUUCAUGAGGUGGAAGGAGCAGUUUCUGGUCCCCGACCACACGAUCAAAGACAUCAGCGGCGCUUCCUUCGCUGGAUUCUACUACAUCUGCUUCCAGAAAUCCACAGCGACGAUCGAGGGCUACUACUACCACCGGAGCUCUGAAUGGUACCAGUCCCUGAACCUCACCCACGUUCCCGAGCACAGCGCCGCCAUCUACGAGUUCCGGUGACCCCGGCCCGGCGUCCGGGAUCUUUCUUCUGUUGGACUGAGACUGGAGGCAGAGCAGAGGUCUGUCGAUGCUGCUGGGGGGGGAACCGCAGGACCACAAGGACCAUCCGGAGCUGGGGUUUAUGUGAAACACAAACUUUGACACUUUGUAACGGAUGUACGGCGAGACGCGGGACGAGCGAAUGUACGGCGGAGAUGAAGAGAACGGACGAGCCUCCCUCUCGCUCCUGGAGAAGAGCCGAGUGGGGGGGACCCCUCCAGAUGUUUUCAGCUUCUCACCGGGCCGGCGUGACGUGAGCAACGUCAGGAAAACACUCAGCUAACGCGACAAGGAUCCCUGCCAGGAGUCCGCUCCCAGGAAAACCCUCCAAAGAAGGAAAGCGUCUCCAGACACUCGCGGCUUCAGGACGGAGCUUCAAGACGCCCCUGAGCUACAGAGACAGUAUUUUUAGGCUAAGCUGGUUCUUCGUUUGCCUGCCAAGAGUAUAUUUUAUUAUUUUCCUUCAACGCGACGGACACUGAGCGGCACUUUUCAAAGGCUACAAUCAAAAAAAAAAAAAAAAAGGAAAAAGUGACAGUAAAGAAGCUUCCGUCUCCCUCGGUGUUCUGAACCCUUUGGGGAGAUUUUACUACUCAUAGGAUUGCCGUGGAUCUUGUAUUGAGUUACAUUUGCACAAAGUAUGGAUAUGUUACUAAAGCGAUUGCAGUUGUCGGCGUACGCUCGCCUCCCAGGAACCGCCGGGCGGCAGAAGAGCUUUCCGACUGAAUCUGAAGGGUUUCGUUACGCGGAGGCCGCAGAGCCACAACCCUCCUAACACAGUAUUUUUCUGCCCUCACAGCAUUAAAGCAAAGAGCUUUUUUCCCCUCAUCCUAGAGUACCGGUGGCGUCUCCUCGACUAUGCAACACUUUGAAGAGAGCACUCUCCCCGACAGCAGGCCCCGGGUCUUCACAGGCAGAGUUUAUUCUAUCCUCAGAGUAUAUUACAAAGAUCUAUCACCACCAGAGAAAGUAUUUUUGUUGGAUUGUCUACGAUAACACUUCCCUCCCUGAACUCGUCCCCGCCUCCAUGUGACGGUGCCAUCUUUUUAAAGCUUAUCAGAGUUGUAUUGUAACCGGUUGGAGGUGUGUUUGUCUGAGAUUUGGUUGAUUGUGUGUGUGUGUGUGUGUG